This is a messenger RNA of Impatiens glandulifera, 1466 nucleotides long. RefSeq names its product replication factor C subunit 3. The coding region runs from base 120 to 1181 and encodes 353 amino acids. Gene Ontology annotation, cellular component: nucleus; DNA replication factor C complex. Gene Ontology annotation, biological process: DNA-templated DNA replication; DNA repair. The transcript is spliced from 9 exons. NCBI's taxonomy places the organism in Eukaryota, Viridiplantae, Streptophyta, Magnoliopsida, Ericales, Balsaminaceae. The record is from RefSeq and is a predicted model, not a curated record. Gene Ontology annotation, molecular function: DNA binding; ATP binding; ATP hydrolysis activity.
UCUCUUCUGGUCGAAUGGCGGGAGAACACUAUUAAAGAAUAGAGGCAGGUUAGUCCAGGUUUACUCACUGGUCACGCUAAGAAGAGGGUAAAAGAAGAGCUUGAAUCUCAUUACUAAACAUGGAAGAUGCAAUCACUCUCAUGGACGUCGACGACGAUACCAAGGGAAAAAAUGUCGUCGUCGAGUCCACACCUGACACCAAAGCAACGCCCUGGGUCGAGAAAUACCGACCUCAUUCCCUGGCCGAUGUUGCAGCUCAUCGCGACAUUGUCGACACCAUUGAUAGGCUUACUAAUGAAAACAAAUUGCCUCAUUUAUUGCUUUAUGGACCUCCUGGAACGGGUAAAACGUCCACUAUAUUGGCUGUGGCGCGCAAGCUGUAUGGCUCUCAAAUGAGCAACAUGGUUCUCGAGCUUAAUGCUUCAGAUGAGAGAGGAAUCGACAUUGUCAGACAACAGAUUCAGGAUUUUUCCAGCACUCGUAGCCUUACAUUUGGUGUUAAGUUACCAAUAAAGUUGGUUUUAUUAGAUGAAGCAGAUGCCAUGACCAAAGAUGCACAAUUCGCCUUGCGGCGUGUGAUAGAGAAAUACACAAAAAGCACAAGGUUUGCUCUCAUAUGUAAUCAUGUGAACAAGAUAAUUCCAGCAUUGCAGUCUAGAUGUACUCGAUUUCGCUUUGCUCCUCUUGAUGCUGUCCAUGUCAGAGAACGACUUAAACAUGUCAUUCAAGCUGAGAGGUUGGAUGUAACCGAGGAUGGAAUAACUGCACUUGUGAAGCUCAGCAAUGGUGAUAUGAGAAAGACUUUGAAUAUCUUGCAGUCUACACAUAUGGCUUAUGAGCAUUUAACUGAAGAAGCUAUCUACUUGUGUACUGGUAAUCCUUUGCCCAAAGAUGUUGAACAGAUAUCCUACUGGCUUCUUAACGAGUCUUUCUCCACCAGUUUCAAACGAAUAUCGGAUAUGAAAACAAGAAAAGGACUGGCUGUGGUGGAUAUCAUAAGAGAAGUAACCAUGUUUGUGUUUAAGAUAAGCAUGCCACCGAACAUUCGAAUCCUUCUGAUCAAUGACUUGGCUGAUAUUGAGUAUAGAUUGACCUUCGGAUGCAAUGACAAGCUGCAACUUGGAUCAUUAAUUUCUACUUUUGCACGAGCCCGGGCUGCAUUGGUGGCAGCUGCAAAAUAAGAUUUACAUAUGCCAAUAACAAAGCGUUUGAGGUUCUAUGUUUAAUAUGCAAUGUCCUUUUUUCGAUUGUUCAUGCUUGAUUGCAUUUUCUUGCUGCAUCUUCUGAUAUUUUAAAGAACUGCUCUAGUGGAGAGUGUGGGUCAACUUAAAUAUUGGUAUUUUAAUCUUAGUUUUUUCUGUUUGAUCUUUGCUAAGUCUUACCCAGUUUGACAUUUAUGCAUAGAUGUCUGUUUGAUAUUUGUUAAGUCUUAACCAAUUUAGCAUUUAUGGUAUAUUUUGUGGUUC